GACUACCUCUCCCAGCCCCGGCUCACAUAUAAAACUGUAUCGGGAGUUAAUGGUCCACUGGUAAUAUUGGAUCAAGUGAAGUUUCCUCGGUAUGCAGAAAUUGUACAUUUGACGCUUCCUGAUGGGACCAAGAGAAGCGGACAGGUUCUAGAAGUCAGCGGCACAAAAGCUGUUGUUCAAGUAUUUGAAGGAACUUCAGGUAUUGACGCUAAGAAAACAUCUUGUGAGUUUACUGGAGAUAUUCUCCGAACCCCAGUAUCUGAAGAUAUGCUCGGUCGUGUAUUUAAUGGAUCAGGAAAACCUAUUGACAGAGGCCCCAUGGUCUUGGCUGAAGACUACCUUGACAUCAUGGGUCAACCAAUCAAUCCCCAGUGUCGAAUCUACCCGGAAGAGAUGAUUCAGACUGGCAUUUCUGCUAUAGAUGGCAUGAACAGUAUUGCCAGAGGACAGAAAAUUCCCAUAUUCUCUGCUGCAGGCUUGCCCCAUAAUGAGAUUGCAGCUCAGAUAUGUCGCCAGGCUGGUUUGGUGAAGAAAUCCAAAGAUGUGAUGGACUACAGUGAAGAUAACUUUGCUAUUGUGUUUGCUGCUAUGGGUGUAAACAUGGAAACAGCUCGAUUCUUCAAAUCAGACUUUGAGGAAAAUGGGUCCAUGGACAACGUGUGUCUCUUCCUGAAUUUGGCCAAUGAUCCAACCAUCGAGCGUAUUAUCACACCUCGUCUAGCCCUGACCACAGCAGAGUUCCUGGCAUACCAGUGUGAGAAGCACGUAUUGGUCAUUCUGACAGACAUGAGCUCCUAUGCUGAAGCCCUGCGAGAGGUGUCCGCAGCUAGAGAGGAAGUACCUGGUCGCCGUGGCUUCCCAGGUUACAUGUACACUGACUUGGCCACCAUAUAUGAGCGUGCUGGGCGUGUGGAAGGCAGGAAUGGCUCCAUUACUCAAAUUCCUAUCCUUACCAUGCCUAAUGAUGAUAUUACUCAUCCUAUUCCUGACUUGACUGGAUACAUUACUGAGGGACAGAUUUACGUGGACAGGCAGCUGCACAACAGACAGAUUUACCCACCCAUCAAUGUGUUGCCCUCCUUAUCUCGACUGAUGAAGUCUGCUAUUGGAGAAGGCAUGACCAGGAAAGAUCAUGCAGAUGUGUCCAACCAGCUGUAUGCUUGCUAUGCUAUUGGAAAGGAUGUGCAAGCAAUGAAGGCUGUAGUUGGUGAGGAAGCUCUUACUUCAGAUGAUCUUCUCUAUCUGGAGUUUCUGCAGAAGUUUGAAAAGAACUUUAUUGCUCAGGGUCCUUAUGAAAAUCGCACUGUUUACGAGACUUUAGACAUUGGCUGGCAGCUGCUGCGUAUUUUCCCCAAGGAGAUGCUGAAGAGGAUCCCGCAGACUACCCUGACUGAGUUCUACCCUCGAGACUCGACUGCGAAGCACUAGCUGCGACUUCAUCUCUUGCUCCGUACUCUGUGAAAUGCUGUUCGUUUUCUUCAUGUGUUGGUAUUUACUUGUCACCCCAUCAUUAAAACCAGAAAAAGUGACACCUGU
Messenger RNA from Alligator sinensis (Chinese alligator), 1536 nucleotides. RefSeq names its product ATPase H+ transporting V1 subunit B2 (gene ATP6V1B2). The record is from RefSeq and is a predicted model, not a curated record. The annotation marks the transcript as partial. Gene Ontology annotation, molecular function: proton-transporting ATPase activity, rotational mechanism; ATP binding. NCBI's taxonomy places the organism in Eukaryota, Metazoa, Chordata, Crocodylia, Alligatoridae. Gene Ontology annotation, cellular component: proton-transporting V-type ATPase, V1 domain. The transcript is spliced from 14 exons. Gene Ontology annotation, biological process: proton transmembrane transport; ATP metabolic process.